AUGCCUGACCCUCUUGACUAUACCGUUGGCUGGAUAUGUGCGGUAACAACAGAAUACAUUGCCGCCCAAGCUUUUCUGGACGAGAAGCACGCAGGACCUGACGACAUUCCCCUCCACGAUCACAAUGACUACACCCUCGGGAGGGUAGGGAGACAUAAUGUCGUCAUCGCUGUGUUGCCGCUUGGCGAAUAUGGGAUAUCCAGUGCUACUGGCGUCGCCAAGGAUAUGCUGAACAGUUUCCCUAACGUUAGAAUUGGCCUGCUAGUUGGAAUUGGAGGUGGCGCGCCCAGCAGCCGACACGAUAUUCGACUAGGAGAUGUUGUCGUUGGUAUUUCGAGCAACGGCAAGGGAAGCGUGGUGCAGUAUGACUAUGGGAAGGCUGUUCAGGGACAGCAAUUCCAUGUAACAGGGUACCUGAACCAACCGCCCACGUUUCUGCGAACUGCUGUCAACGGACUCAAGGCACAGUACGAGGCAGAGGGCCAUCAGCUCAAGGAAGCUAUCCGACAAGCUUGCCUGUCGAAGCCGAAGCUGCAGAAGAAGUACCAGCGCCCGGACAGUGCGACUGAUAGACUCUAUCGUAGCGAAGUGAUCCACAAAUAUGAUGGGAGAGAUUGUGCACAAGUUUGCAGCAGUAAUGCAUCCAAUCUUGUGCGGCGAGGCAAGCGAACAGAAGACGACGACGAUCCCGCUAUACACUACGGCCAAAUUGCCUCAGCAAACACGCUGAUGAAGGACGCUGCAGCGAGAGAUGCCAUAAUGCAAAAGUGGGACAUUCUUUGCUUCGAGAUGGAGGCCGCUGGCUUGAUGAAUCAGUUUCCAUGCCUUGUGAUACGCGGUAUAUGUGACUAUUCGGAUUCCCACAAGUCCAAGGAGUGGCAGGGAUAUGCUGCAAUGACGGCAGCUGCGUACGCAAAGGACCUGUUGUGCCGUAUUCCGCCAAAGAGAAUUACACAGGAGAAGAAGAUCACUGAAGUGCUUUCCGAUAUUCGAGAAAAUGUCAGAAGCUUGGUCCAAAGGACGUUCGACGACGAGCGUGAGUCUAUUCUGCACUGGCUGACACCGGUUGACUACGCGCCCGUGCAGAAUGAUAUUUUGAAUCGACGGGAGCCAGGCACUAGCCAAUGGGUUGUGGAAACGCCAGAGUUCCAGACGUGGCUUCGCAGCAGAGGGCAAACAUUAUUUUGUCCAGGUAUGCCGGGAGCUGGUAAGACAUUCCAUGUGUCGACAGUGGUGCGCAACCUGCAGAGACGAUGCGAAGAUGAUACAAGCGCGGGAUAUGCAUUCAUCUACUGCAACUUCCGACGAAAAGACCAGACUCUGAGGGACUUGUUGGCUAGUCUGGUCAGACAACUUGCCCAGGGUCAGUCACUAUUCCCGGAGGCUGUGAAGCUACUGCACGAUAAGCAUAAGCGUAGUCGAACAGUACCAUCGACGGUAGAACUGUUGCAGACACUUGGAUCUGUCUUAUCGUUGUAUUCUAGCGCAUUUAUUAUUGCUGACGCCCUGGAUGAAUGCCAGACAACAGAUGGAUGCCAAAAAAGACUUGUCUUGGAGCUUUUCAAGUUGUGUAACAGCCGUGCAGCGAAUCUAUUCCUGACGUCGAGGAUCAGCUCUAGUAUAGCAGAAAUGUUUCACAACUGCGUACAACUUGAGAUUCGAGCUACCAAAGAAGACGUACUGCGGUACUUGAAGGCACAAUUGUUCCAACUACCAAGCUUUGCCCAACGAGACAGAGAGUUGCAAAGCAAUGUUAUUUUGUCGAUUGCCGAAGCAGUUGAUGGAAUGUUUCUGCUUGCAAAGCUGCAUCUCGACGCUGUCAAAGUAAAGACAUCUCCAAAGCAUCUUCGCACCGCGCUUGCGAAGCUUCACACAGGAUCCGGGGCGUAUGACUUUGCCUAUCAAGACGCCAUGCAAAGGAUAAUAGAGCAGGUUGGCGAUCAUGCGGACCUCGCUGUGAAGGCUCUUUCCUGGAUUGUCCAUGGCGAACGACCACUUACUACCAUGGAACUUCGGACGGCACUGGCCACUGAAGUCGGUGCGAGAGAACCCGAUGACUCGAACAUGUCCGAUAUCAUGGACAUCAUUGCUGUAUGUGGGGGAUUGAUAACGGUCGAGGAGCAAAAUCAAAUUGUUAGGCUGGUUCAUUACACCGCACAGGAAUAUUUCGAACGUACAAAGAGGAAAUGGUUUGGCGACACCGAGUCCACUAUUGCAUCAGUUUGUGCUACGUACCUUUCCUUUGACGUCUUUGACACUGAACUUUGCCGGAGCAACCUGGCUUUGGAAGCACGACUGCAACAAUUUCCGCUGUAUAGCUACUCAUCUCGCAACUGGGGAUGGCAUGCCCGCAGAGUUCCCAGAUGCAACGCGGUCAUGAAGUUUCUGAACGAGCCUAAGAAAAUAGAAGCAUCCUUUCAGGCAUGGAACAUACAGAAGUUUUCUUGGAGCGAACCCCGGGUUGUAACAGGCGUCACAGGGAUACAUUUCGCGGCCUGCUUUGGGGCCACUGAGUAUGUAGAAUGGCUAUGUCGUUCCGGCAAUCCAAAUUUAGCAGACUCUGCUCAUCGCACUCCUCUCAGCUAUGCCGUGGAACUCGGCCAUGCAGAAGUUGUAUCAACCUUGCUUGACAAGGGCAUCAAAAUUGAUCCGAUGGAUGCGACAGAAAUUCUGACAUAUGCCGUCAGGAACGGCCACAACUCCGUCGUUGAGUUGCUAGUUGGGCGAGGUGGUUGCAAUGCCAACAGAUUGGAUGGGUUCCUCGUGUCCCCGUUGAUACAUGCAGUGACGCAAAACAACACAGCCAUUGUCAGAUUGCUUCUUGAGCACGGCGCCAAUCCCAAUCUUGCCACAAAUACAUGUCCAUCCACCCCGUUGGAAGAGGCAGCCCGAGUCGGGAACGAAACGAUUGUUCGGUUGCUUCUUGAGCAUGGAGCAUGGGUUGACAUGGUCGAUGAUACGGAAGCAACGGCCCUCUUCCAUGCGGCAGAAAGGGGGCACGAGGAGGUUGUUCGUGUGCUUCUCAAGUAUGGGGCUCAAGUGAACUUGAGGGAUCGUUUUGGCGCGGGUCCGGUCAAAGGAGCGGCAGUUUUUGGCCAUAAGGCUAUUGUGCAGCUUCUGCUUGAGCAUGGAGCAAAGGAAGAGUCAGGAUGUGGUGAUGGCAACGAAUUGCUAUUCCAGGUGCACCAGAAUGCCGUAUUACGUAAGGCACCAAGUCACUCCAUGUCCUCUUCUGCCCACGCCGGGCACUUCGACUACAAGGCACAGAGGGCUUAA
This is a messenger RNA of Pochonia chlamydosporia 170, 3276 nucleotides long. RefSeq names its product ankyrin repeat protein. The record is from RefSeq and is a predicted model, not a curated record. Gene Ontology annotation, molecular function: catalytic activity; protein binding. Gene Ontology annotation, biological process: nucleoside metabolic process. NCBI's taxonomy places the organism in Eukaryota, Fungi, Ascomycota, Sordariomycetes, Hypocreales, Clavicipitaceae. The transcript is spliced from 3 exons. Bases 1 to 3276 code for a protein of 1091 amino acids.